AUGCGGUUUCUCGCGGCGUCGAUGCUGACAUUAAACACAUUCUAUGGUGUCACGCUAUCUCAACCAUCUUCCCUCUCUUCUGCUACCGAUGGCCAGCUCAUAAACGGCCAACCGCUGCCUGAUUCGUGGUAUCGUCUGCAUCUCGACGACAGCGAGACAGUAUCCAACCUCACCUCUCGCAAGGCAAUGGCCUCAGAUGUGAGCAGCACCACGUCGUCGCUAGUAGCUCGAACCCCCAUGACGGUCUGCGAAAAGAUCACCGCGGUGGCGGCCUGCGCCACGAUCGCGGCCUCCAUUGACGGCUGGUCGUACGAGUACUACGCGACCGGCCGCAACUGUGAUACGACCGCCCAGCAGGAGACGAUCCACGGCGCUCUCUACCAUUACCUGACCACGGUAGAUAAUGAUAAGGUGUGCGGCACGCAGUGUCUGUCUCUGGACCAUGGCGGCACCUAUGAAGGCUACCUGAAACUGGGCAAGGUGGCGUAUUUUGACCCCACUUCCAAUGGGGGCGAGUUUCUUGGUAUCGAGGACCGUAAGCGAAAGCGGUCGAUGCCAGAUUUCGAGGACAAUUUGUUUUAG
This is a messenger RNA of Aspergillus aculeatus ATCC 16872, 582 nucleotides long. RefSeq lists its product as uncharacterized. The record is from RefSeq and is a predicted model, not a curated record. NCBI's taxonomy places the organism in Eukaryota, Fungi, Ascomycota, Eurotiomycetes, Eurotiales, Aspergillaceae. The transcript is spliced from 3 exons. The coding region runs from base 1 to 582 and encodes 193 amino acids.